CCCAGCCUUGGUCACCCUGGAGCCAUGUCUCCGUGAUCCCAACUAUAUCAUAGUCAUUAAUAGCUAUCUGCACAUUCAACUCAUCCACCUUAUUACGAAUGCUCCUUGCAUUGAGACACAAAGCCUUCAGGCUUGUUUUUACAACACUCUUACCCCUUACACAAUUAUGUUGAAAAGUGGCCCUUUUUGAUUUUUGCCCUGGUUUUGUCUGCCUGCCACUUUUACUUUUCACCUUGCUACCUAUUUCUUCUACCCUCAUUUUACACCCUUCGUGUCCACGUCAAGUAGGAAACAACUCGUAGCCACAGGACAGGAUGUGCCCCAGCGACAGCUCAGAGAGCGGCCGUGACAGUGCCUUCGAGUCUGAAGAAGGGGCCCGUCCCGGAACGUCACCUAUUCCUUCUCUCCAGAGAUGCUGCCUGGCCCGCUGUGUUACUCCAGCACCACAGUGUCCAGCGCGAUGGUUGUUACUGGCGGUGUGGCUCAUUUGAUCGUAGUAUCUUUUUUUUUAGGUCGAGUGUCCCUUGCCACCGGAUCAGAAGUGCGAGGAUACCCGGGACAGGCGAUCACUCUGCCGUGCCACUACUCUGUCCAAAUGCAUGGUAAAACUGCGAUGUGCUGGAGUCGGGGAAAAUGCCCUGCCUCGGGCUGUGGAUCUGAACUGAUUAAAACAAACGGAGAAACUGUAACUUCAGCAGUAUCCGAGAAAUAUCAGCUUGAUGGUAACAUUGAGCAAGGAGACGUGUCGCUCACGAUAAAGCAGCUCCGGAAAGAAGACGGCGGCUGGUAUUGCUGCCGUGUGAGGAGGCCUGGACCGUUUAAUGAUGUGAAAGUGAAUUUGAAUGUGCUGGUUUUGGAUGAGAUCACCACACCGAAUCCUUCAACCACAAAUGAGUCUGUCCAUGCACAGGAUGCAAACUCUGUCAGAGCUUCUACAUUUGAAGGUACCCGAGAAAUUCUGAGCUCUACAAUAACUACGAAUGAAAUCAACAGUACUUCCGAACAAGUUCCCGAUGACCUGGUAAACAUCCUGGUUUCUUAUCUUGCCUGGGCAGCCCGUGUCUUAGUUUUCAUCUGCUUUCUUGCAAUCACUCUGCUCCUUUUUCAAUGGAAAUGUAAACAAACAGAAAAUGAACAUCUUUCAUCGUAGAAGUGUUUCAUUCAUUCUGUAAUAGUUCUAUGCUUUCUCAUCACCACACCAUGCACAGCAACCUCUAUAGUUCAAGCAGAACAUCGAAGGUCCAUUCACCAAUGUUCUGCAAUCUUUGCUCAGGCUCAAACUUCACUUUUGUGAACAAGAACAGCAUGGAUUGCAAGAGAGACUCCAUAUACUGGCUGCUGCCCCACUCAAAAGGCAUUGCGUUAGUGAACUGAAGAUUGGUCAUAUAUUUGUAUUAUUAUUUUUAUUUAAUUCUUUAUUUCGAACAGAAUAAAAGAAUAAAAAGCCAGUGUGAAACAGCAUACAAAAAACAAAACAAGAGUAUUUAUAAAGUGUCAUAAACAUAUCUAUAAAUAAAUGAAAUUGUAUGUGUCCGAAAAGGAGCAGGAAGAAGCCAAAGCUUAUCAAUUCCCACUCCUUAUUCAACUGCUUAUAAUUGUAAAUAAGUUUGUUUGUAUGAACUUUUCUUCUGGGGUUCUGCUCUGUGACAGUGUACCCAAAGUAGCAGGUCAUUGCUUAACUAAUAUGCUUCGAUGUAAUUGAGGCUGGCUUCAGCAGACAUUUGCAAGUGUAAAUAUAAGAGAGUGUAUAGAAGUACUCAUUAACUACGCGUACUUUUAGUGUACUGAUAACUUUUCUCAAUCAAAGCAUCUUUGUUGUGCUAAUGUUUGCAGAACAAACAUGCCUAUAUUAGGCGAGAAGGACAAUUGAUAAAGAAAUUGGCAAUCAAAAUGUCAUGGUUAUUAUUUUUAAUUUAUAGGUAAAGUGGGCUUAGGCACAUGGAGCAACUUGUGAAGAGCAUAUACAGUGCAUUCAGAAUGUAUUCCGACCACUUCACUUUUUCCAGAUUUUGUUGCGUUACCCCCAUUAUUUUAAAAUGGAUGAAAUACUUUUUUUUCAUCAUCAAUCUACACACAAUACCCCAGAAUGAAGAAGCAAAAACAGGUGUUUAGAAAAUUUUGCAAAGUAAUUAAAAAUAAAUAACUGAAAUAUCACAUUUACAUAAGUAUUCAGACACUUUAAACUCAGUGCUUUGUUGAGGCACCUUUGAUAUACACCAGUUAAUGUAUAUUGGUAUAAAUGUAUAUCAUGUAUUACAUGUAUAAAUGGUUCUUACUUUCGGAAACAUGGUUAAUUAACUGGUGGCAUUAUUCCCUGUCCUAAUGGCCUUUGUUUUAGCUGGUGAUUACAUCUAAUCCAUCCCUCCCUUCCAAAGAUGUGGGAUUUCAAUUUGAGCGCACUUGUUUGAAUAGAUGCAAGCGGCAUGUCCAGCCUCUCUCCUGGGCGCGCAAUACACGAGGCCGAUGAAAUGACACAACUGUCACACCAAAGAUAGAUACAAAAUGCUGGAGUAACUUAGCUGAAGAGGCAGCAUCUC
Messenger RNA from Leucoraja erinaceus (little skate), 2537 nucleotides. Its product is annotated as T-cell immunoglobulin and mucin domain-containing protein 4-like. Lineage: Eukaryota; Metazoa; Chordata; Chondrichthyes; Rajiformes; Rajidae. The transcript is spliced from 6 exons. The record is from RefSeq and is a predicted model, not a curated record. The coding region runs from base 413 to 1150 and encodes 245 amino acids.